AUGUGGAUCCGUCUGGCGUUUUGUUAUUCUGUUGAGUGCUACAGGUCUCGGAUUCACUUCUCAUUCCGGAUUCAUUCCGUGGUGAAGAACAUCGGCUUCGCCAUGAAGAAAAGAUUUGUCUUUCUUCACCUCCUGAUUUUAUUCUGGACCUGCGGUCACGGUCGCACCGACCAGCCGCAGGACUUCAUGCUCCUGGCGGGGCCGCUGACCAACCAAUUUGUGCGAAUCUUAACAACGAACCCUUCUGCAGGUCGGACGUUCCCGUCGAGUGCUUCAAAUGGAGAUGAUGGUUUUGACUGCACGGAUCCUCUCCCAGUCCAUUCCAGAGAGCACUUCCAGUACCUGCAGAGCCGAGGAGUGACCCAUUAUAAAGUCCCCCUGGUCUGGUCGAAAAUCCUCCCCACGGGGGAACCCGACCGGCCUCACGAACCCACGCUGACCUGCUACAGGACCCUGGUGAAGCAACUGGUCCAGUCUGGCGUCCAGCCUCUGCUCGUGCUCCAUCGUUCUGCACUUCCGGAAGGUCUCGGAAGCAAGUAUGGAGGCUGGGAGGACCCUGAUGUGAGACGGAUCUUUAAGGACUACGCAGAUUUCGUUUUUAGCAGGUUUGGAGAUCUGGUGCACGUGUACGUCACGUUCAGUCACUUACACGAGCUCGGGGAUUCGGUACAGAUUCAGUACGCUCUUCAGGUCCAUACCGACGUCUACAAACUCUACCACGCCAGGUUUACUGAUGGCCAGGUUUCUCUAGGAAUGAGAGCCGAUAGCACAGCUCACAUGUACCAAACAGAAUCCAUGUACAUGAAAUAUGUAGACUUCCUGUCUCUGCAUGUAGACUAUAGCUGCAAAACUCCAGCAGACCUGAUGGAAGCACUGACACACAUUCAGGAUUCUGUUGGUCCUCAGCACAUGCUGGUGUAUCAGAUCAGCAUAAACGAAUGUGCUGACAGCAGUUUCCAGCCUCUCAUCAGCGUCCUUGAAGUUUUAAGGAACACACAGGUUCAUCUUCUGGGCUGUGAUAUUACAGACCUGUUGGGAGAGCUCGAGCAAGAAUCCACAAGCCUGCAGAGCGAAGUCCCAGGAGCUAUCAGCCAGGAAAGAAGUGCUGUCUGGGAGAAAUUCAGAACCCAGAGCCCGUCUGAGAGGGACGCCUUCCUGGACGGCUCCUUCCCGAAAGAAUUCGAAUGGGCGGUCUCCACCGAGUCGUUCAAAGUCGAGGGCGGCUGGUCCGAGCACGGCAAAGGGGAGACCACGUGGGACUGCUUCGGCCACGAGUGGAAAGUCUUCAAUAACCAGACGGCCGAUGUUGCCUGUGACAGCUACCACAAAGUGGACUACGACGUGUACCUCCUGAGAGGCCUGCUCUCCCCUCAUUACCAGUUCUCCAUCUCCUGGGCCAGAAUUUUCCCCACAGGUCAGAAGGACAGCCUGCUUGAGAAGGGGGCUUCGUAUUACGACGAGCUGAUCGACAAGCUCCUGCAGUCAGGAAUUCAACCCACCGUGACUUUACAUCACUGGGAUCUGCCCCAAGCUCUGCAGGACCAGGGCGGAUGGAGAAACGUGUCUAUCGUGGCGGCGUUCAAAGACUUUGCAGACUUCUGCUUCUCCAGAUAUGGGAACAGGGUGAAGACCUGGAACACCCUCAGCAGUCCGUAUGUUGUGAGCAACUCUGGGUACGGCACAGGAGAACAUCCACCGGGUAUCGAAGACCCCAUUGUGGCUUCUUACCAGGUGACGCACAACAUGCUAAAAGCUCACGCCGAGGCGUGGCACGUCUACGACAGUACCUAUCGAAAAGAGCAGGGUGGAAGAGUGGGCAUCGCUCUCAGCUCAGACUGGGCCGAACCGAAGAAUCCGACCUCGCCUCAGGACGUCCAGGCUGCCGAGCGUUACCUGAACUUUAUGCUCGGAUGGUUUGCUCACCCUAUCUUUGUAGACGGCGAUUACCCAGCGUCGCUGAGAAAGCAGAUCGAGCAGAAGAGAACCGAGUGCGGCACGGAGCUCGCCAGGCUCCCCGUCUUCACCGAAGCCGAAAGACUUCGGAUCAAGGGUACGGCCGAUUUCUUCGGGCUGAACCACCACACCUCACGACUCGUCAAUGAGAGUCUGGGAAGUUGUUCCGCCGGACCGGAGAGCGUCGGAGACUUUCAGGGUCACGUCGAUCCCGACUGGCCCACGACGGCAUCGAGCGAGAUUCAGUCCGUGCCGUGGGGUCUCCGUCGCCUGCUGAACUACAUCGCUGCGGCGUACACGUCCGUCACUAAGGUUCCCAUUUACGUCACCGGGAACGGGAUGCCGACAGAGUACGACGAGGACGUGCUGAACGACACUCGGCGUAUAGACUUCCUGAAGGCGUACACCAACGAAGCUCUGAAAGCGAUUAAUCUGGACAGUGUGAACGUAAAGAGGUUCACAGUCCAGUCCCUGUUAGACGGAUUUGAAGGUCCUCAGGGCUACAGCCAACGAUUUGGACUACAUUUUGUCGACUUUGAGGAUCCUAACAGACCCAGAACCCCCAAGGCUUCGGCGUACUACUUCUCCCAGCUCGUCGAAAGAAACGGGUUUGCCGAGAUUGGGACGCCCUCUUUCAGGGAAACGUUCGAUACACAAAAGAGUCUGAAGCUUCCCAGCCUGCCGCCGUCUGAGGUCCCUUCGAAUGCAAAAGUCGUUUGGGAGAAGUUCUCACGUCAGUCCAGGUUUGAGAGGAACCUUUAUCACUACGGGACGUUUCCCGAGGGGUUUAAAUGGGGCGUGUCGUCCUCGGCGUAUCAGGUCGAAGGUGGCUGGAACGCUGAUUGGAAGGGGCUCAGCGUGUGGGAUACAUUCACCCACAAGCCUGGCGCCAUCCAAAACGACGCCAACGGUGACGUGGCUUGUGACAGCUAUAACAGAAUGGAGGAAGAUCUGUACAUGCUGAGAGCGCUGAAAAUAAAGACGUACAGGUUCUCGCUGUCCUGGCCACGGAUCUUCCCCAGCGGCUAUAAAGAGUCUGUAAACAAAAAGGGCGUGGACUAUUACAACCGGCUCAUAGAUCGCCUCAUGGCGUAUGGCAUCACGCCGAUGGUUACGCUCUACCACUGGGAUCUACCUCAAGCUCUUGAAGACAUCGGUGGCUGGGAUAACGUCGUCAUGAUUGAAAUAUUCAACGAAUACUGCGACUUCUGCUUCCAAACCUUCGGAGACAGAGUCAAAUUCUGGAUGACCUUCAACCAACCCCACACCAUCGCCUGGGUAGGUUACGGCCUGGGAAUGUUCCCCCCAAACGUUAACAAGCCGGCGGACGCUCCUUACAGGGUGGCGCACAACCUCCUAAAGGCGCACGCCAAAGCGUACCACACGUACGACGAGAACUACAGAAAGAGCCAGAACGGCCUGAUCAGCCUGAGUCUGAACGCCGACUGGAUCGAGCCCCUGGACGUGAACGCUCCCCGCGAGGUGGUGGCCGCCGACCGAGCGCUCCAGUUCCAGCUCGGAUGGUUCGCGCAUCCCAUCUUCAAAAACGGCGACUAUCCUGACGCCAUGAAGUGGCAGGUGGGCAACAAGAGUGAGCUUCAGGGGUUAUCCGAAUCCAGGUUGCCGGCUUUCACAGAGCAGGAGAAAUCCUACAUCCGGGGCACGGCCGACGUCUUCUGCAUCAACGCCUACACCACCAGACGGGCGCAUCACGUGACCGCCAGGCUUUCGCCCAAAUCGUACGAGUAUGAUCAGGAUGUCGGGACUAAAGACGCGGAAGACUCUCAGGGCACGGCGAUGAAAGAGUUAAGGGCGGCGGCUUACGGACUGAGAAGGCUCCUCAACUGGAUAAAGGAGGAGUACGGAGAUCCUGAAAUCUACGUAACGGAAAACGGCGUGGCUACGAGCGCUGGAACUACAAGAACUACAGUCGACGACACCGACAGAAUCUUCUUCCUCAAGACGUACAUCGAUGAGGCGCUUAAAGCUCAAAACUUGGACGGAGUGCGACUGAAGGGAUACACGGCCUGGUCUCUGCUGGACUCUUUCGAGUGGCUUAACGGCUACAGCGUCGGGUUUGGACUUCACCACGUGGAUUUCACGAAGCCUGAUCGGCCGAGAACUCCCAAACGCAGCGCGCACUAUUACUACCAAGUGGUCAGAGACAACGGGUUUCCGCUACCUGACGAGGAGAAGCACGUGUACGGCCGCUUCGGAGAGGGGUUCGUGUGGAGCGCAGCUACCGCGUCGUAUCAGAUCGAGGGCGGAUGGAGGGCGGACGGGAAAGGUCUGAGUAUCUGGGACAAGUUUGCCCACACGCCGCUCAGAGUGGGAAACGACGACAACGGCGACAUCGCCUGCGACAGCUACAACAAAAUCAGCGAGGAUGUAGAAAUGCUUAAACAGCUCAAGGUUAAUCAUUACCGCUUCUCCGUGUCAUGGCCGAGAAUUCUGCCGGACGGAACCACCAGGAACAUCAACGCAGCCGGACUGAACUAUUACCACCGGCUGGUGGACGCACUUUUGGCGGCCAACAUCAAACCACAAGUCACCCUGUAUCACUGGGACCUCCCUCAGGCACUGCAGAACGUGGGAGGCUGGGAGAACGACACGAUCGUCUCCAGGUUCAGGGACUACGCUGAUGUCGUCUACAGCAGUCUAGGAGACAAAGUCAAAUUCUGGAUCACCAUUAACGAGCCCUAUAACGUGGCGAACAUCGGGCACGGUUACGGCACUGCCGCGCCUGGUAUAAGCGUGAGACCGGGCACAGCGCCCUACACCGUGGCUCACAAUCUGAUCAAGGCCCACGCUGAGGCCUGGCAUCUGUACAACGACGAGUACAGAGCCAAGCAAGGUGGCAUCAUUGGCAUCACCAUCAACUCAGACUGGGCAGAGCCUCGAAACCCUUACAAACAGGAGGACUACGACGCAGCCAUGCGUGUCGUAGAGUUCCAGAUCGGCUGGUUCGCUCACCCUGUUUUUAACGGCGAUUAUAAUGCGGUGAUGAAGAACAGGGUUCGAGAGAGAAGUUUGGCAGCUGGUCUGGCAAAGUCCCGUCUUCCAGAAUUCACCCCUGAGGAGAUUAAAAGGAUUAAAGGCACUCAUGAUUACUUCGGGUUUAAUCACUACACCACCGUGCUCGCCUUUGACGUGGAUUAUAAAAACCUUCAACAUUACGAUGCUGACAGAGGAGUCGGGACCAUUCAUGACCGCUCGUGGCUGGACUCUGGAUCGGCCUGGUUGAAAAUCACACCGCCUGGAUUCAGAAAAAUCCUGAAUUUCAUCAAGGACGAGUACGGGAACCCUCCUGUUUACAUCACCGAGAACGGCAUCUCAGAGAGAGGAGACGUGAACUUAAACGACGUGCACAGGAUUCACUACUACAAAAACUACAUCAACCAGGCUCUGAAAGCUUAUCUGCUCGACGGCGUGGAUAUCCGUGGUUAUACAGCCUGGACUUUGAUGGAUAACCUGGAAUGGGCGACGGGUUUUGCUGAGAAAUUCGGUUUCUUUUACGUGAAUCGCUCGGAUCCAUCCCUACCACGUAUCCCCAAGGAUUCUGUCAAAUACUACGCCACCGUCGCCAACUGCAACGGCUUCCCAGAUCCCAGCCAAGGGCCCCAUGAAUGUGAAAACACUGGAACGGAAGGAACGAGCACACCUCCAACCUCCACGCCCUCCAUACACAAGUUGAUGAUGGUGAAUUUCCUGGGGAUGGAUCUACCAGGUCCAGAAGCUGAAGUGGCUCUUAAUGUUCUCUUCAGUCUCACCAUCGCAGGCGUGGUCGCAGGAGUGGUCGCAGGAGUCCUCAUCACCUACCAGUGCAUCAAGGCUAGAAAGACCUCGAAAAAGCCCAGCGAGGAAUUUAUAGGACUUGAGAAUAAAUUUUGGGUCUCAGGUCCGGGGUUAGACCUGGUGCUUACCGCCCUGUGUAAUGCUGAGGAGACGGACUAA
This is a messenger RNA of Trichomycterus rosablanca, 5907 nucleotides long. Its product is annotated as lactase/phlorizin hydrolase. Gene Ontology annotation, biological process: carbohydrate metabolic process. NCBI's taxonomy places the organism in Eukaryota, Metazoa, Chordata, Actinopteri, Siluriformes, Trichomycteridae. The transcript is spliced from 19 exons. Gene Ontology annotation, molecular function: beta-glucosidase activity. The record is from RefSeq and is a predicted model, not a curated record. The coding region runs from base 1 to 5907 and encodes 1968 amino acids.